AUGCAAGUAGAUGCCAAAACAGAAGAAGACACUCCACGAGCAAGAACUCCUUCUUUAACGAAGAAAGCAAUGGAGCUGUGGGCCCUUGACAGGAAACAGUGUAAGCUCGCUGCUGCCAUGGGUCAGUUGAAAGACGGAAAAAUCCCUUCGCAUGCUGAUGUCCUACUGGAAGCUCUUGUAAAACACGAGUCGGAGAUGAAUAUGCAGGAAGAGAGGGCUGUUGAAAGGGAGAGGAGGAAACGAGAGUUGGACCUUCGAAGACAAAAGACUUUGGAGGAACGGAGAGCAGCGGUUGCGAACAAGCAGGAAGUUAUUUUAGAGAAGAAAGUGGCGAGAGCGAACGAGAGAGUUGAAACGUUGGAGAUGAGACGGAGGUUGAAGGAGAAUGAUGAGCAACACUUGCUGGAGCUGAAGGCGACGCAACAACAGUACAGGCGCGAACGUGAAAGGUUCGAGCUGGUCGAGAGAGAAUGGAUCAAGCAAGAUGCGAGGAACAAGAGCAUGCAGGAGAGAGAAGCAAUUCGGAGAGUUCAUGCCCACCACCGACAGAUGGCCGACUACCAGCUGGAGGAGGAGACCCAAAGUGCCCGAAGGGAUGAGAAAGUUGAGAGGCUGAAGAGCGAGCAGACGUUGAAGGAGCGGCGAGAUCCGCAGGUCAUGCGAGCGGAUCCCGGGAGCCCAGCGGUGAUGAUGGGACACAGCAAGAGCGUGAUCCCUUACGCCAACCAGCAGAGGCCCUGGGCCUUCCGGUUGUCUCGAUGGCAGCAUGCAGAUUGA
This is a messenger RNA of Guillardia theta CCMP2712, 777 nucleotides long. RefSeq lists its product as hypothetical. NCBI's taxonomy places the organism in Eukaryota, Cryptophyceae, Pyrenomonadales, Geminigeraceae. Bases 1 to 777 code for a protein of 258 amino acids. The record is from RefSeq and is a predicted model, not a curated record. The transcript has 2 exons.